Molecule: messenger RNA, 315 nt
Organism: Anopheles cruzii
Lineage: Eukaryota; Metazoa; Arthropoda; Insecta; Diptera; Culicidae
Exons: 2
Coding region: 1-315 (104 amino acids)
Source: RefSeq, a predicted model, not a curated record
AUGGAACACGAUAUUAUACGCAAAUAUGCGGACAUCCGGGUUAAAAUAUCCGGUUGGGACGAACGCAUCCAACAGUAUCCACGCGAUUGUCCCCGGAGUACGGUUGGGGAAGCCGCCUAUCGAACGUUUGGAUACACCACAAAACAUUUCAUUCCCCGGACGAGUGCUCAGGAGAUCGGGAACGCCACCUGUAUGUCGCACCCGUUGCAACGGAGGCAUAAAAUUAUUCGACCCGAGGUCAUGGUUUGCCCAUACAUCACCACCUACCAACGUCACUACUGCCGGGGAGACGUGAAAUGGGCCAUUCCUCUUUAA